AUGAAGUUCAAGUUCUGUUUGAUUGCUUCGCUUUUGAUUCUCUCUGCGGUGAUUUCGUCAUACGUUGUUUUAGCUCAAUCAUACAAAUCCAAAGAAGAAACAAUAGCAGAAACGAUCCACAUUCGAAAGAUAAUGAAGAUCGGAACACCUCGUAGUAAGUCACCACGCGAUCGCCAAUGGGGUGGUAGUGAUUCGUCACAAGCCGCAGGUCCAAAUUCACUAUAAGGCGGUGGCUAUACGAUUUGUGGCUACAUCGUAUAAUCUCAAAUAUAUGUUCCUUACUUAGUUUAUGCAAAGUACAAGAUACUUAAGAAAACCCAUAGCCGAUUCCUAUGUGUUUUUAUCAUUUUUCAAUUCCUAAAUGUUGGUUUUUUUUU
Camelina sativa (false flax) is the source of this 377-nucleotide messenger RNA. RefSeq lists its product as uncharacterized. Lineage: Eukaryota; Viridiplantae; Streptophyta; Magnoliopsida; Brassicales; Brassicaceae. The record is from RefSeq and is a predicted model, not a curated record.